CGGCGGCGGCCGGAGCGGGGCUGGGCGGCCUGAGGUGAGAGCCCGGCCGGCCCCGCUGGGAAUAUGGCGACCGGUGGCUACCGGACCAGCAGCGGCAGCAGCGGCAGCACCACAGACUUCCUGGAGGAGUGGAAGGCGAAGCGCGAGAAGAUGCGCGCCAAGCAGAACCCCUCGGGCCCGGCUGCUCCGAGCGGGGGCGGCAGUGACGCGACCGGGAAGCCCCCGGCGGGGGCUCCGGGCACCUCGGCCGCAGCCGCAGCCAACGAGCUCAACAACAACCUCCCGGGCGGCGCGGCCGCACCUGCCGCCCCCGGCUCUGGGGGCGUGAACUGCGCGGUGGGCCCCGCGGCGCUGCCCCGGUCCACCCCCGGCUCCCGGCGGCCCGAGGACGAGCCGCCCCCCACGGCCACCGCCGCGGUCUCCGCCUCGGGGGCACAGCCGGCCCGGGGCGACGAGGAGGAGCGGGACGGCGCCGCGGAGAAAGGCAAGAGCUCGGGCCCCAGUGCCAGGAAAGGCAAGGGGCAGAUCGAGAAGAGAAAGCUGCGGGAGAAGCGUCGCUCCACCGGCGUGGUCAACAUCCCCGCGGCCGAGUGCUUAGAUGAAUAUGAAGAUGAUGAAGCAGGGCAGAAAGAGCGGAAACGUGAGGAUGCAAUUACACAACAGAACACGAUGCAGAAUGAAGCUGUCAGCUUAUUAGAUCCAGGCAGUUCCUACCUGCUACAAGACCCAUCUAGAACAGUUUCAGGCAGAUAUAAAAGCACAACUGCCUCAGAAGAAGAUGUUUCAAGUAGAUAUCCCCGAACAGAUAGAAGUGGGUUCAGCAGAUAUAACAGGGAUGCAAAUGCUUCAGGUAAUUUGGUCUCAAGUAGCAUGUUGGAAAAGAAAAUUGAAGAUCUUGAAAAGGAAGUAGUAAGAGAAAGGCAAGAAAACUUAAGACUUGUGAGACUAAUGCAAGAUAAAGAGGAAAUGAUCGGAAAACUCAAAGAAGAAAUUGAUUUAUUAAAUCGAGACCUAGAUGACAUAGAAGAUGAAAAUGAACAACUAAAGCAGGAAAAUAAAACUCUUUUGAAAGUUGUUGGUCAGCUAACAAGGUAGAAGAUUCAAGACCCAGUGUGGAAAAAAUAUUUUAAAACUACUGAUUGAAUGUUAUGGUUAAUGCUAGGAUAAUAUUCCUAUGCUGCAAUACAUUAAGUAUGUAUAUUUAUUUCGAGAAAACAGUGGGUGUUUAUUUUCAAAAUACUUCUUUUUCAUUAUUUCAAAACAGUAUCAACCUUCUGUUUCACCAAUAAGUAACAUCUUUCAGUUAUUAAAAUGAUCAGUUAUGCCUCUUUUGGUUUUGUGUGGUAUUCAAAUAAUAUAUGGUUUAAAGUCACAACCAUUUGAAUAUAUUUUAUCUAUGGUAGUGUGUUUUCUCCCUAAAGGAAUAUACAUAGUCUUUGUUUACAUGGAUUCAAAUAUUUUGGGGAAUUACCUGCAAUUGCCUUAUUACUGAUGUGUGCAAACUUAUGUGUUGUUGAUUUACUCAUAUAGGCUUUGUCUAUUGUCAUUUGUUCUUUCAACUUAUUCUAAGCAGCUUAGAGUAAUAGAGUGUCAUACCAUUUUGUACUAACAGUCAUCUUUAAAAAGGAAAGCUAUUAUGAAAAGUCAUUUAAUAUCAUGUACUAGUUGGCUAAAUAUAAAAAAUUUUAGAGAAUACUUGAAUUGUGCUACAGUAAAUUAAAAUAUACAAUUUUUGUAUUUGAAUAUUGAAAAAAAUUUAAAAUCACUAUAACGUCUAAAAAACAUAAACUUGUAAUUUCAUUGUAAAAUUUCUUAUGUAGGUACUAUGUUUUUAUUAUUCCAAGGUUUAUAAAUGAACAUAGAAUAUUUAAAAAGUUGUUAACUCAUCAUUCCAGUAGAGUGUGUACAAUUUCAAUGUAAAAGAAAAAGAUUUAUAUUUUUAAUUAUCAUUUGCAUUAAAAACAAAACCAAAAUAUUUAUCCACACUUUAAACAUUUAUACUUACAUUUACAAAACAACACAUAAACAGAAAUAAUAUCAAAAUACUUUGCUUAUUUCUAACUUGGAGAAUAACGCUAUGAUACAGUUAUUCUCAUUUGAGAGAAUUAUUUCCCUACCUCAAAUUUAAGGGAUUUUCUUCCUAACAUUGGAUUUUUAAAAACAAUUUAAAAAAUUUUUGAAGUAUAUAAAUUUUCUAUUAAAUAUCAUUUAGUGUUUAGAGUUGUAUAUUAAAUUUUCAUGUUGAGUAAGGAAAACCCCCUCUUUUAAAAUAUAUAAACAUUAAGGAAUGUCUGUCUGAUAAUUGAAUCCCAAACAGUAUACUAAUGCUGUUUUGUCCAAUUAAACAUAGUAAAAUCCAUUUUGGGUAACCUACUAACUUUUUCUUUACUUGCCAAGUCCUUUCAUUAUUUACUACUGGAAAAAUAGGGAAAUGAGACGGUUGGACAAAAUGUAGAGUAAAUGAUAAAUAUCAUCCAUGUUGAAUUCUAUAAUUCUAGGUUGGCUUCUCAUUCAGAAGUUUCAGCCUUGGUUGAUCAUCAGAAUCACUUUUGCCUACAAAGAAUUCCCAGGCUGUAAUUUCUAGAUAGAUUUAGGUUGAGACCCUGGACAGAAUUUUUAAAUCUCACUGUCUGAUGAUUCUGAUCAUAACCUAGGUUUGGAAAUAGCUCCUGUUGCCUCUUUCCUUUCUCUAUCUUCCACUGCAGACCCUAUAAUUAACAUAUGUUAGCUAUGAGCAUUUUGUCCCCCUUUUAGUUUAUUUAAUAAUUUAUCUGGUCUCUGGGGAAGUUUUCAUAUGUUUAAGUAUAUUUACCCAAAAGUUUAAUGUUAGAUUACCAAACUUGAUAUAGUUACAGAAUUAUUGCAUAAGGGCAUCCUUUUUGAAGAAUGUUAGCAAACAUGGGAACAGUGACCUGCUCUCCACAUAUCAGAGUGGUAUGCCAGGUUCAGUUACUGCCUUGGUUCUGAGGCACUCAUCUCCCUUCAAUUACCCUUAAGUAUGUGGUAGAAAUAGCAGUAUUUCCUAGUUUGCAUCCAAGCUUUGGAUGUUGUGAAAAUGCUGUCAGUAUCCAGCCUUAAAAUAUAUUAGUGUGCUGGUUUUUCAGUAAAGUUUUUGAAACUUCUAUUUAAUCCAUAUGUAAAUAAAGGAAUAUUUCAUUUCCCUUUUUAAAAUUAUGCCAGUUAUUAGUGCUUUUAAAGACGGGACUGUUUUUAAAUUUUCCUUAUCUUCAGUUUGUUAGAAAAGUUUCCAGCAAUGAUUUUUUACAUAAUACCUAGUGCAAAUACAGGAGCUUGACAACUUAAGCAAAGCAGUUCACAAGCAGUCCUUCCUCUUGGCCUUAAAAUGUAUAUUUAUAUCACUUAUAGAUUUUGACACUGAAUAUUGAAAAAUUAAGUAGGAUCUUUUACAAUUUCCCUUUAAAAUGUAUAAAAAGCCUUGAGGUUGAAAAAAAACAUUGAGAUUUUAAAAAGGUAAAGACAUGUGCAUUACCUUAGAAAACUUGGCUGUUGUCAAUAGAAUGCUAGUAUUUGUGAAAUUUUUAGUACCACUCAGAAAUGAUAUUUCUUAUAUUUCCUGGGAAUUUAUGGCAUAAUAAAGCAUACUCAAAGUUUUAAUGUGUUUAUGAUAUUAUUUUCAAAACAAGAAAUUUAUUAAUUUUGAAGCAUGAACAUGACUUGUCUUUCCUGAUUUCUGACAUGCAUUAACUUGGAAUUACAAAGUAACCUCCAUUUUUCAUUUUUCUAGAAUUAUUAUUUUAUUGUACUACAAUCACCUUUAGAAAGGAAGAGAUUGGUGGUUAUGUAUUUCUGAGGGAAUUUACUAAAUACAGAGAUUAAGAUUAGCACAGUCACACUGGCUCAAGUAGUUUAAAACAUAAAAAAUUAGUAUCAGGGCAGACACAUGUAGCAAUGAUUUUUUUUUAAUUAACUUUUUAAUUGUGGUUUAAAACAAUGUAUUCUUAAGGUGAAAACCCUACCUCAAUUAUAUGUGGGUUUAUGUUUUCUGGAUUAAUCUGGAUUUUUAUAAUUGCAAAUUAAAAUGUAACAUUUUGAGUCCACUAACACUUUGUUGAAAAUACAAGUCAGUAUAAUGACUUUGUAAGUUCAACACUGUAAUAUAAAACAGGAAAGACCUUUGGUUUGAUCAUUGAUCUGAUGUCCUAGACAAUAUUCAUAUGUAUAGUGAUAGUCAUCUUUUGUCUUUUUUGUAGUUUUAUAAUCUUGAGUCCGUGCCUAGUAAUUGGCACUUAUUUAGUAACUGUUCAUGGUUUAGUUAAUAGCCUGUUACAAGAUUCCAGCAUAGAUUUUCAUCUUGUAAUGUAAGAAACCAAACACACCAGUUUUUCAUUGGUAGAAAUAGUAUUGAGAAAGAUCUAGCAUUCAAGGAGUUAGUGAGUGCUGAACAUUCUCUUACUGUAUCUGAACCAUUCCUAAUAUGUAAUGGUAAGCUUUACUUCCUUUGCUUUGGAACUGUGUGAACUGUGUUCACUCUCAUAAGUAAAGGACAUCCCAUCAACUAGGAUUAUAAUUUAUAUGUUACUUAUCUGAGAACUAGUGCCACUUUUGUUGUUCCAUUAAGCUGAAAGCAUAAUACUAAUAGACAACAAAUGUUUUGCUCUUUAGGUGCUUCCCCCAUGUUGUUAAGUUUCUCAUUAAAGUAUAGAAGUUGGUUGUUUCAUUCUCAGUAUUGACUUAAAAAGUUAUCCUAGAAAACCUAAACCCAUGCUGUUUUUUUAAUUUUACUUAGCUAGACUCUCACAGCAUGUUAAAAUGUUCUCCCCAUUCUAAAAGUAAUUACGUGUCAGUAUAUGAGAGGAAUAUGGAUGAGGACUAUAAAUAUAUUAAAUUUUCAUAUCUUUUCGCAAGUAUUUACUAUUCUGAUAGGUAUCUAGUUAAAUUUUUAUAGACAUUUUUAAAAAAUGGACAUGGAUCAGCCCUUUCAUUCAGCAGUGUACAGUCUAUGUAGUGUGUGUCAGUAGCACAAAGUAUAACCUUAAUUAGCAUUAGCUGGUCUAAUCUGAAUGGUUCAUUCAAAAAUUUGUUUUUUGGUUUUUGGUUUUUGUUUUUGGUGUUACCUAGCCAUUGUCUUUCAGGUCUAGUUAAUAGGUACCAUUUAAUUUGCUGCAGCAUUUACUGAAUGGUGGAGUGGAAGACCUGAUGCAUGUUGGGAAAUAUCUUACUAUAUUUCAUUUAGGUAAUUAUUCUUUAUGAAGAGAAUAUUGUUAAGGAAUAUAGCAGUAAUGAAGUAAAAAGAACUCAAUAAUAUUUCAGAUACAACAAACUAUUAAAGGUAUUCUCUGUACAUUACUGAUUACUAGUUUGUUUUUAAGUAUUUACAUUUAAUAAGCAGUUCACAUCCUGACACAUAUUUCUUUGGUAAUAAUAGAGUGUUAGUGAUGAUCACUUGAUGGACACUAAUUAUGUUCCUAUUUUGUUUUGACUCCUCUGGAUACCUAACAGAUAUACAUUACUUUUUUUGAUGAACUUUUUUGGGGGAAGAUUUGGCUAUUUUAAUCAGGGUUUUUCUUCUGAGUUUAAGUAUCAGAUGGCUCCUGCUACCAGCAAAAACCAUAUGAAAACUAAAAUUUACUGUUUUGUUGAAAAAUCAGUUAAUUCAGGUAAUUAAAUAUUUAUAGAAAAACACCUGGAUAAUUUAUUGACGACAUUAGUAUUGUGUAGAGAGCUUUUAUAAUUACCAUGGCAUAGGUUUUCAUGUUGGAAUAGUCAACUUGAUAUAGAUUGACUUCUAAUAUGUUUUGCAUGUAAAAUAAUACUCAAUAAAAAUAAAUUUUCAUUUAUUUUUCAACAAUGGUUAAUUAUCUUUUUUCCUCCCUGAACUGUCAGUAAAACGCUGACCAUGAGUUUUACUUCUGGAGUUAAGGGAUGACGUUAAUAUUCUAAUUAAUUUGUGUGCCUCUUACUAAAACAGUACAUUUGAAUCUUUAGUAUACAUUAUUGUAGAAGGAAAAAUGUUGUAAAAAAUAAAAAUGCCAUAUUGCUAAGA
This is a messenger RNA of Neogale vison (American mink), 6004 nucleotides long. RefSeq names its product pro-apoptotic WT1 regulator (gene PAWR). The coding region runs from base 64 to 1095 and encodes 343 amino acids. Gene Ontology annotation, cellular component: cytoplasm. The record is from RefSeq and is a predicted model, not a curated record. The transcript has 6 exons. Gene Ontology annotation, biological process: positive regulation of apoptotic process; apoptotic process. Lineage: Eukaryota; Metazoa; Chordata; Mammalia; Carnivora; Mustelidae.